Messenger RNA from Fragaria vesca subsp. vesca, 387 nucleotides. RefSeq names its product cold-regulated 413 plasma membrane protein 2-like. The transcript has 4 exons. Lineage: Eukaryota; Viridiplantae; Streptophyta; Magnoliopsida; Rosales; Rosaceae. The record is from RefSeq and is a predicted model, not a curated record. The coding region runs from base 1 to 387 and encodes 128 amino acids.
AUGGGGAGGGUGGACUAUUUGGCUAUGAAAACUGACCCAGUUGUGGCCCAGAGACUCAUCAGGGAUGCUACUAGGCUUGGUGGGAUUGGUUUCGGUACUACUGUUCUCAAAUGGCUUGCCUCCUGUGCUGCCAUUUAUUUGUUGGUAUUGGAUCGAACAAACUGGAGAACAAAUAUGCUCACUUCGCUCCUACUCCCUUACAUUUUCUUUAGUCUUCCUUGGGGGAUCUUCAACUUACUGAGAGGAGAGGUUGGAAGUUGGAUUGCUUUUGUUGUUGUUGUAUUGAGGCUUUUCUUCCCAAGGCAUUUCCCAGUUCUUGCUAAAUACUUUUACUUUGCAGUUCUUACAUUUUCUUUAGUCUUCCUUGGGGGAUCUUCAACUUACUGA